CAGAUUGUCAGAAGGCGAUAAGGAAAUCAAACUGUUUUCCGAUUAAAGUUGUUGCCAUUCAACUAACCCCUAACAACAUUUUCUCAACCCCCACGCGCCAAUCUAACAAUCUUCAUCUUCCAUCUACAUGUAAAAUAUCCUCAUUGCCAAAAUCGAUUUUUCUCACGUAACAAUUUCCAUCCUAAAUUUUCUCUCCGCACAUCUCUCCCUAUGACCUCGCGCCAGUUGAAUUCUCGUGGAAUAACCAUCAAACUGUAAUAACAUCUGGUCUUUCUGAAAGCCCCUUAUUGAAAAGAAGACGAACAAAAGUAUUCUUCUUUUUUUAAAAAAAAAAUUGCUAUAUUUUUUGGGUAGCGUACGAUAAUCAGAUUGUUCCGUUGAUUUCUUGGGCUAGGGUUUCUGUUUGCUCGAUACAGGGCAAAAGGUCAAGGCGUCGCUGGCACAGCAAGGCAGAAAUUGAGGGCUUAGCCCACACUGGUUUUUUCUUGUUUUGUAACUCAUAAGAAUAAUUGAACUGGAGACUUUGCUAUGUUGGCUUUGAAUUGCAAUGGGAUUGGCUCCAUUAACUGUUUCUUUCAUUUCUCUGAAUGGCAUCCUCUGGAAUAGAGUAGCCGAUCGGCCCUCCGAUACCCACUUCAGUAUUUCAUAUAGACAGAAGAAAGGUUAUAAUUUAUUUUGCUUCAAUCUCGAAAUUUUGAAUCAAAAGAAUAACAUUGCUGUAUGUUUAAUGGCACAUAGCUUCUAGAAUUUGAACUGGAGUGCUUUCCAGCUCCUGUUGAAUGAGUUAUUUCCAAAUCUGAGGUUUGACUAUCAAGUUUAUUAGUUUUCAGUGUAUUUAAAUUUGGGCUGGACUGUUGUUAUUACAAAUUUUAUUUAAGAAAGAAUUCGAUCAAGGAAGUGAAAGAAAUGGGCUGCUGUGGGUGUUUUGGUUUCUCUUCGAGGAAGCCAAAGAAGGCAGCGAGACCCUGUAGGGGUAUGCCCGUCAGUGCUUCACAGGAGUCCUUGUUGGACGAUGAUGUAGAAGACGAGGACGAGGAUUUUUAUAAUGGAGAUAUGACAGAAACCGGGGUUCCAGAUGAAUAUGAUUUUCAAAGCCCAACAAAGCGCUCUGAAGAGAUCUUGAUGUCCCUGCUGGAGAAUGGAUUGGUUUGCAGGGAGUUCCCUGUUAAAGAAACCAACACUCUGCUACGCUCUGAGGAUGAUGAUGGAAACAAGACUAUCAAUGAAUAUGUGCGCGACCGUAAGAUUGGUUCUGGCAGCUAUGGGAAAGUGGUUCUUUAUCGAAGCCGUGCUGAUGGAAAACAGUAUGCAAUAAAGGCCUUUCACAAAUCUCAUUUGCUGAAGCUACGAGUUGCGCCUUCUGAAACUGCCAUGACUGAUGUUUAUCGUGAGGUCUUAAUUAUGAAAGUGCUGAGCCAUCCUAAUAUAGUCAAUCUGGUGGAAGUUAUAGACGACCCAACAACAGAUCACUUCUAUAUGGUUCUUGAAUAUGUGGAAGGAAAAUGGGUCUGUGAGGAUGCUGGCCCUUCAUGUGCUCUAGGGGAAAAUACUGCACGGAAGUACUUACGUGAUGUAGUUUCUGGAUUGAUGUAUCUCCAUGCUCAUAAUAUAGUGCAUGGAGACAUUAAACCUGAUAAUUUGUUAAUUACUAGUUCCGGCACAGUUAAGAUUGGUGAUUUCAGCGUCAGCCAGGUUGCUGAGGAUGAUAAUGAUGAGCUCCGCCGUUCACCUGGAACUCCUGUUUUUACAGCGCCUGAGUGCUGCUUAGGUGUAACCUAUCGUGGAAGAGCUGCUGACACUUGGGCUGUUGGAGUUACAUUGUACUGUUAUAUUCUGGGGAACUAUCCAUUUCUAGGGGAGACUCUCCAAGAUACCUAUGACAAGAUAGUGAAUAACCCAUUGUUGCUACCUGAUGACAUGAACCCACUAUUGAGAGACCUACUUGAGGGUCUUCUUUGCAAAGAUCCGAUGCAGAGAAUAACACUGGAGGCCGUUGCACGUCAUCCCUGGGUUGUUAAAGACGACGGCCCAAUGCCUUACCACUUGUGUUGGUGUAAAUACGGCAGGCUGCAGGCGGCAGCAGCAGCUUCAUUGGAGGGGAGAGGAGACGAUACUAACUCAUAGCUGUUGUGCUGGUUAGAUCUUGUAUAGAAUUUAGGCACUGUGACAUUUCUCUCUUGGUUUGCGAAACCGGAAUCAGUUUAUACAAGAGGUGGGUUGAAAGCAGCAUUUGAAGGGGUGUUUAACUGGUGGAGACCACCUAUUUAGUGUUCGUACAUAGAUGGAAGACAAACAUGACACACUUUUGCCUGAUAGAAAAAUUCAUAUAUUUUAGUGCCCUCUUUUAUCUUGGAUUUCA
Salvia miltiorrhiza (redroot sage) is the source of this 2359-nucleotide messenger RNA. RefSeq names its product serine/threonine-protein kinase GRIK1-like. Bases 907 to 2124 code for a protein of 405 amino acids. The record is from RefSeq and is a predicted model, not a curated record. Gene Ontology annotation, molecular function: ATP binding; protein serine/threonine kinase activity. Gene Ontology annotation, cellular component: cytoplasm. The transcript is spliced from 13 exons. Gene Ontology annotation, biological process: protein phosphorylation; intracellular signal transduction. Lineage: Eukaryota; Viridiplantae; Streptophyta; Magnoliopsida; Lamiales; Lamiaceae.